AUGCUAUCUGUUCAGUCUAUCAUCGCCCUAUUGGCCCUGGCGAGCGGAGGUUGCGCAGUGGCUUCCUCUAGCUCCGCCGCUGCUGGUCCUACUGGCUUGUCGUAUCCUUCGGGGUUUGAUAUGAAAAGCAGCUGGGCCAAUAUCAGUCCUUACGCAGAUGCCUUGGAAUUCAAUGUCUCCAAGGGCUUCCCUUCAGAAUGUGAAUUGUCACAGGUGCAUGUGCUUCACCGCCAUGCCCAGCGGUAUCCAACGCAAUGGCUACUGGAUGGCGGAGCAAUGCAGACAUUUGCUCAGAAGAUAGCCAACUACACAAAGAAGCACCCGUCGAAGAAGAUUGGUACUGGCCCUCUUGAAUUUUUGAAUGAGUGGGAGUAUUUGCUUGGCUCGAACACCCUGCUUCCCACCGGCGCCGCCACCGAAGCAACUUCCGGCGCGCUGUUCUGGAGCCAGUACGGCCGACUACUUUACCGAGCAGGAGGCGGUGAUGCCUCCUGGAAUAAAACACUCAAUGUGUAUUCCAAUGGCACAUCACGACCAAAACCCACUUUCCGGACGACAUCGUACCCUCGCAUCUUGGAGAGUGCUCGGUGGUGGCUAAGCGGGUUCUUUGGCAAUACUGGAGCCAAUAGCUCAUAUACGGAAUACAACUUGGUUAUCAUCCCCGAGGUUGAUGAUUUCAACAACACCCUAUCAUCGACUGAUUCCUGUCCUCAAGGCAUAGAUCCGGGGGACAAUGCCGGCGAGGAGUUUGCCCCAACUCUUGUUCAGAAUGCCCACAAACGCUUUGCCGCACACUUGCCAAAGGACCUAAAGCUUGACACUUUUGACAUUGUCGCCAUGUUCAACAUGUGCCCGUACGAGUAUGCGACUUUCGGUCAAUCUUCGUUCUGUGCGCUCUUCACCGAACAGGAAUGGCGUGACUUCGAAUACUACACCGACCUCCAAUUCUAUGGCAGUUACGGAUUCGGAUCUCCGAGCGGUCGUGCCCAAGGAAUUGGGUAUGUCCAAGAACUGGCUGCCCGGUUGCAGUCGAGAUUGGUCAUGAGCAGUGACAGCAGCAUUAAUUACACAUACGACGACAAUACCAAGACCUUCCCGCUCAAUCAGCCAAUGUACAUGGAUAUGUCCCAUGACGAUGUCAUUAUCUCUGUGUUGACAGCUCUGGGUCUGAAUUACUUCAAGUAUAGUUCUCAUGGCAUGCCUACAUCAGUCUCGCACGCCCCACGACGGAACUUCAACCUGAAUCAAAUGACUCCCUUCGGCGCCCGCUUGUUUUCUGAAGUCUGGACCUGCCCGAAGGACAUCUCAUUUAAACAUCUCCAACCGCAAAAGUACAAGAACCCUGACUUGUCGUCCGAGACUAAUACUACGGACUAUAUUCGCUUUGUUCUGAACAAUGCACCAUUGCCCGUUGAUGGGUUGACUGCCUGUGAUGGUUCAGUGAAUGGUUUCUGCCCAGUCGACAAAUUCCUUAGCGCCCUUCCUGAACUGAACAAGCAGGCUAUGUACCAGGAGGCAUGCUUUGGUGAUUACAACAUUACCAGCCAGGUUGGUAACGGACAGCCUCGAAAGCCUUGA
Penicillium nucicola is the source of this 1578-nucleotide messenger RNA. Its product is annotated as histidine phosphatase family protein. Gene Ontology annotation, molecular function: acid phosphatase activity. The transcript has a single exon. NCBI's taxonomy places the organism in Eukaryota, Fungi, Ascomycota, Eurotiomycetes, Eurotiales, Aspergillaceae. The record is from RefSeq and is a predicted model, not a curated record. Bases 1 to 1578 code for a protein of 525 amino acids.